Messenger RNA from Protopterus annectens (West African lungfish), 1122 nucleotides. RefSeq lists its product as uncharacterized. NCBI's taxonomy places the organism in Eukaryota, Metazoa, Chordata, Ceratodontiformes, Protopteridae. The transcript is spliced from 4 exons. Bases 1 to 711 code for a protein of 236 amino acids. The record is from RefSeq and is a predicted model, not a curated record.
AUGAUAACUUUGGAGAUUGAUUUUUUUGAGGAAUGCAGUUUAUUGAAAGAUAUGUUUGUCAUACAUGGGUAUCCUGAUAGACUGGUGGAGGACCUUAUUGAUGAAGUCUCUAUCAAAAUGUCCCGGGGUUUCUUUAAACCAAUUCUGUACAUUAAAGAAGAAAAUGUUGAGACUAGUUUGGAAGAUGAAUUACGAGGAUGGGAGAGGAAUACACAGGAAACACUUAGACAACAACCAGGAAGUGGGCGUGACUACACCAGCAGUGAGCAGAGAGGAACAGCAGUGACAAACACACUGCAUAUAGAUGCUGAAAACUCCAUUUUCAGUGACCUACAGCCGAGAAAAGCAUCUUCAGGUGCUGUAACUAGUGUUGGUGCUAGCAGUUCUAAGGCUACAGGAAAAACAACAACUAGAAGUGAUGAAAUACCAGUUGUUAAACCAAAGAAUACAGCACUGGCCUGUGUUACCCACAUAAACAAUGCUAGUGAUUCCAGCAUUCAGGAAUGCUCUUCCAAGAAUACAAAUGGGACGUUUUUGUUAGAAAAACCUUUCCCAAUACGAGGGAGGUCGCGCAAUCGCCCUCAUGGCAAGACACGGAGACCCCACAGUGUGGACGACCAGAACAAGUUCGUGAAGAAAAGCAAACAGCAAAACUUAACUGCUGAUGUCUCAUACUGCAUGUAUGUUGAGGAAGGUGAUAGAAAAAAAUAGAAAACUGUGGACAACUGUUCCAGUGCACAGCCACUGCUCCUCAUAAAAACUGGGGGCAACUGUUCCAGUGCACAACCGCUGUUCCUCUUAUAAAAUCAUUGCAAGAAAGGUUUCUUGUUGUCUGCCCACAAUAAUUCGAAGCUGUCAUCAGCUUUAUUGCAUCUCACAUCCACAAUGUUUAAAAGCAAUGUCAUUCAAAAAUUAGAAUGUAUUUAUUAAUAAAUUAGACAUGUAGUAAUAAUCCGUGGAAGAAGAUAUUAUCUCUCAUCGAGACAUUAAGAAUGAACCCGGUCUCUUCCUAAGACAAAGGAAAAAAAAGGGGGGGGGGGACUUUUGUGUAAUUAUCAUUUAUAUCUGAAUCAGACUGAUUUAUUUAUUAAUCUAUUCUCAGGCCAAUGUAAAUAGUGUAUA